UGAUAACAAAAGGGCAAUUUGAAAUGUUCGAUCCAUUAUCAGCAAUGGAUGAUUUUAGAACAGGCUCUCUAUUUUUCCAAGGCUUGGAUGAAGCUCAAAGCUCUGAUGGGCACGAUUACAAGAAUAAUGUUCAAAAUGACAUAAUUCCUGAACUUUUUAAGGACUGCUCUGAGAGUAUUCUUCCUGAAGAGACUUCUCUGUUUGAAGAUUGAGAGUUUAAUACUCCUAAAUCCUAUAAAGCAAAGAAAUCAGGGUUUUGUAACAAAAUAGCAAGGAAGGAUGAGCCUUGCUGUAAAAAUUCUUCAAAUUGAAUUCAUAAAAGAAUUUCAAAAAGUAGUAUAGUAAGAAAAUCUUCAAACGAGAAGAGAGCUCCUUCAUUGAAGAAGGAUCUUAAGCCCAAAGAGAAGAAAGCAAGAAUAAAUUAUUCUAAAAUGGUUGACUCCAUCUUCGACCAAUCUGAUAAAGCGAUAGGCAUAACUGAACUUUCAAUGAGGAGGGAUGUUAUUAACAAAAGAAUUCUUAGAGGAUUCAAAAAGUUUAUAUCUGAUUUAUUCCAAGAACAAAGGAUCAGGCCGUGCAGACUCAAAGGCAAAGAUUCCAAGUUUAAGGAGGCUAUUAUCAAAAAAGGCAAAAGUCUUAAUCUCAUUCAGCCAGAUGAAGGAAGUAGUAACAAACAUUUCGGAGAGUUUGUUUGUUGGAUGGCAAUGAGUAAAAAUACUUCGAAAGCAAAAUCUCUCUUUGAUAAUAGCAAUCAGUCUAUUUCUGAAUUUGAAGAUGUUCUUGUUAAGUAUUCUCAUAAGAAGCUUGAGAGAAUUUAUGAGAACAAAGAUAUCGCUCAAACUUACAAAUACUUCAUCGAGAACGGGAUCGAGUGUUUCUUGCAGAAGUGUCCAGAAGAUAAGAGGGAGGUCUAUCUCAAUUGAAGCAUGAACAUCUAUAACAAAUUUAAUAAUCUUUAUUAAUACUGAGUUUAGCUUAAUUAUUAUCUUCAUUCACGAUUGGAAAAAUUAUGACUUAUUAAUAAUUUCAGGGACAUAUUUUUAUUAUUUUACUAAUUGGGAAAUUCUGAAAAUAGUUAGAUUCCUCAUACAUCUUCCAUUUUGAAUUUAGAGCCUGCAGCUUCUGGAGGAUCCUCUUAAGAUCCUAAAGUUCAAUUACACUCCGUCAAAAAUUAAUAUUAGAAAUAAUAAGUUAAUUCUAACUUAUCCAUGUUACUAAAUUUUUCCCGCUCAGUCAAACAUAGUGUUUGUUAAUAUACAUAAUGUCAAAAUUUAUCUCUAAAUGCCACAAGCAGUAUCUGAAGACCUUAACUCUACCUAAAAUUGAUAAUAUUAUACACAAAAUU
Messenger RNA from Moneuplotes crassus, 1345 nucleotides. NCBI's taxonomy places the organism in Eukaryota, Ciliophora, Spirotrichea, Euplotida, Euplotidae. The record is from the annotation of a GenBank genome assembly.